UAACAUUUCAUUUGGUUCAAGCUAUGUUGAUGUUGCCACUAAUCAAUGGCAACCCGGCCGAGCUGGGAUUUUUGUUAACUUUGUUCCCGACAAAGGAUUUAUACGUUUCGCACCUACAAUGUAUACUGAUACAAUCUUGAAUCAAUACGAUGUGACUGAAGAGGGAGAAAUAAAACUUCUUGCUCAAGCUUCCAUAAAUUUUCAGGAGAAUUAUAGCCUUAUAAGUACAGUCGUUUCAAUGGUGGAUGGAGGAGUCUACUUUUAUAUCUUCGAUGGUCAUGCAACUAAACGAGAACCAGCUGUUCUUUACCAAACUCCAAUUUCAGGAUUAAAGUUUAUUGACAUUGAUUGCAGUACUUCUUACGUAGGAAUUGGACAAACUUGUAUAGUAGCAGGAGAAUUUACAAUUCGAGCUGUUAAUACAAUAAUAUAUCUUAAAAUUGAUUUUCUUUCAACUGGAACCGUAAUAAACGUUUUGCCAUUGAUUAGUGAUAUUUCAACGAAUCCAUUAAUUGUACGAUAUAUCAAAACAUUACCUUAUGGGGGUUAUUUAUUAAUAAGAGGUGGAAUUGAUAAUGGUAAAACUAUCAUUGAAGGUUAUAUACUUAAUGACGAAGGCAAAGUAUAUUUUUGGGACCUUCCAAUGCCUACCGUGACAAACGUUUUAGGAGCAUCGAAAAUUUUAAGAAAUAAUACUUUUGUACUUUCCCAGCCGAUAGAGAAGCCAUACUGGACUUUGAUCACCACUGAAUUAUAUAUAUUUGAGAAAGAAAAAGUUAAUGGAUAUGAUAAUUUUCACAUCGAAGCCACUUAUCCAAUCAUUGAUGAUGUGAUUACUACCGAUAUAGAUAGAUACUAUGUUUCAAUUGAAAAUAAUUUUGUGAAGAGCCGAAUUUACCAAGAACCUCUCUAUGGUGUAAGAGAACAUGUUUGGACAUUUACGACACUUCCAGCAGAAGAAGAAUUUUCAAAGAGCGUUAAUGGUCGAGUUCGAUUGACUGUAGAUGGGACUUUAUAUUUUGAUAGUCUUAACAAAAGCGAACGCAAAAUUUUCUUUACGAAAUUAAUUCAAGAAUUGGCUGAUGCAAUACCCGUCAGUUCUAAUCGUAUACCUAACAAUGAAAGGGUUGAAACUGACUCUUCAAUUCUUCAAAGACAAAUCUUUUUACGUAUUGAUAUUAAACAUGAUGAAUCUAGAAAAGAAAGAACUGUUAAAUUGGCGAUUCAAGAUUUAGAUAAUUUGAUUAGAAAUAAGCCUAUCACUGUUAUUGGUUCCGGGGAAUAUUCAAAAUAUCUAGAUGAUAGUUAUGGAUAUAAACGACUUCCCAAUAAGUGGGACUCUUUCGGAUCAGGUCUUCUUGUUACAUUUUUAGCCUUAUCUUUAUGGGGUGUACUUUUCUUGGUCGCCAGAAAUGCAAGACGUAAUGCAAACAAUACUGCAAUUUUUCAAAUUGCUUUUACACUUUUUGAUAUUGUAUUGGAUUGGGUUUUUACUUUUACAAAAGCCCAAAAUGUUGAUGGAUUAUUUAUCCCAAGCCUUGUAAUUUUGAUAGGUUCAUUUAUCAUAAGUUUAGUGUUGGCAUUUAUAAUUGUUGACAAGGAACUCAGAAAUAAUAAUGAACAAGCUGCAAAAUUCAGAACUUGGCUUAAUGAAAAUAGUAAACUUGUAAAUUUAUUCACUAUUUUGGCAGGAACCGAUCUUCAAAUUUUAACUAUACUUAAUUCAAAUAUAAAUAUUGGAGGAUUUGAUAAGUUUAAUGCUAAUUUUUCUCAAGAAACAAUAUAUAGAAUUGCUCAGUACUCUUGCAUUAACAUUAUUUUUGAAGAUAUUCCUCAAUUGGUUAUUCAGAUUAUAUAUUUUAAUAAAACGGUAAAUUACGAUAUUAUACCUUUACUAACACUUACAUCAUCCUGUUUAAGUAUAUUUAGUAAAAUAGUUGGACAAUAUUACACAUUCAAAAUUCAAGGUUAUAAAAAAAAUAAUAUUAACGAAAAGUCUGAGAAUUCUGCACAUGCUGAGGUUAUAGAUCCUUCUUCUAAUGCUUAA
Funneliformis mosseae is the source of this 2047-nucleotide messenger RNA. Lineage: Eukaryota; Fungi; Glomeromycota; Glomeromycetes; Glomerales; Glomeraceae. The record is from the annotation of a GenBank genome assembly.